Rhincodon typus (whale shark) is the source of this 3836-nucleotide messenger RNA. Its product is annotated as serotransferrin-B-like. Gene Ontology annotation, biological process: antibacterial humoral response; iron ion transport. NCBI's taxonomy places the organism in Eukaryota, Metazoa, Chordata, Chondrichthyes, Orectolobiformes, Rhincodontidae. The transcript is spliced from 28 exons. The record is from RefSeq and is a predicted model, not a curated record. The coding region runs from base 96 to 3437 and encodes 1113 amino acids. Gene Ontology annotation, cellular component: extracellular region; plasma membrane; early endosome.
AUAAAGGAGAGAGAGCGCACCUAAGUCUCGUCACAAACCAUUGCCGGUUGGUGACAGAAUUUGUUCUAGGUUCCUUCAAUCCACAGAUUGGCACGAUGAUUUUACCUUAUGCUGUUAUAUUCAUGGGAAUUGUUUCCCUUUCAUUUGCCGGUAUGCCAAAUAUCACAUGGUGUACAGUCUCCGAAGCAGAAUUAUCAAAAUGCAUUGAUUUGAGAAAAUCAAUGGCAGGUGAACCCUUUAACUUCCAAUGUAUAAUGGAAGACAGUGAUGAAACCUGUCUGACUGCAAUCAAGAAUGGAGAAGCAGAUGCUAUAACUGUGGAUGGUGGAGAUAUAUACAAGGGAGGUCUCUUGCCUGAACCACGUCUGAAACCAAUUGCAGCAGAGAACACUACAGGAGGCUCCUGCUACUAUGCUGUGGCAGUUGUAAAGCAAGGGAGUGACUUUGGCUUCAGAAAUCUAUCGGGCAAAAGAUCUUGCCACACUGGCAUUGGUAAAUCUGCUGGCUGGAUCAUCCCGAUUGGAACCAUUCUGAGAUACAACUUAACAUCUUGGAAAGGAACAACUCCAAUUGAGGAAGUUGUACAAAACUUCUUCUCCUCCAGCUGUGUCCCAGGUGCCAGUCCAGAUUUCCCAAAACUGUGUGCACUGUGCAACGGGACAGAAGGGAACCAUUGCAAGAAAUCACACGUUGAACCCUACUACGGUUACUCGGGAGCAUUUCAAUGUUUGAAGGACGGUGCUGGUGAAGUGGCCUUUGUGAAGCAUAGCACAGUGCCAGCUGCUGAGAGACAAAACUAUGAGCUCCUGUGCCUGGAUGGAUCCCGAAAGCCAGUGGAAAAUUACAAGGAAUGUCACUGGGCAAAGGUGCCGGCUCAUGCCGUGGUGGUGAGAAGUGGGAGCGCUGAUGAUGAGAAGACCGAGGUGGUUUGGAGAUUCCUAUCAAGAGCUCAGGGAUUAUUUGGGCCAUUGAAUAAAAGCCCUUUCAAUCUCUUCAACUCAACAAAAUAUGGACAGAAGGAUUUGAUGUUCAAAGAUUCAACACAGAACCUUAUUCAGCUCCCAACUGGGAUGGAUUCUUUUCUAUACCUUGGCAGUGAAUAUGCAAAUGCUGUAAAGAUUCUUCAAAAUAAAAACAAGAGUGCCUCGAAUCCUUCUAAGAUACGCUGGUGUACUAUUGGAGCUCUUGAACAAAAGAAGUGUAACAGCUGGGGGGCAGUAAAAUGUGUUAUGGGCCUCAGUGCUGAAGACUGCAUCAAAAAGAUUAUGUUUGGAGAUGCUGAUGCAGCAAGUUUUGAUGGAGGAGAGGUCUAUACUGCAGGAAAGUGUGGUCUUGUUCCAGUCAUGGCAGAGUAUUAUAAUAAAACCGAUCUUGGACCAUGCACAUCCACAGGAGUGAGUAACAAGACACCCUCUUACUAUGCCGUGGCGGUUGUAAAGGAUGCUAGCCUGAACUGGGAGACACUGAAAGGGAAGAAGUCCUGUCACACAGCUGUUGGGCGAACUGCUGGCUGGAACAUUCCCAUGGGACACCUGAUUUCAAAGGGGAAAAUCGAUGCUUGUGAUACUUUUAAUUCAACAUAUUUCAGUCAGAGCUGUGCCCCUGGAGCGAAUGCUGCCCUGUACCCAAAUCUGUGCUCUCUGUGCAUUGGAAGUCAAAGUCAAAGUUCAAUGCCGCCAACAGACAAGUGUGCGGCCAACAUCAAUGAGAGGUACUACAGCUACAGCGGCGCCUUCAGGUGCCUGGUGGACGUAGGCGAUGUUGCAUUUGUUAAACAUACCACUGUGCUGGAGAACACUGACGGUAAUGGAAAGCUUGACUGGAAUCAGAAUCUGGUCUCUUCUAAUUAUCACCUCUUGUGCAAAGAUGGUACUACAGCCCCAAUUGAUCAGUUCAUGAACUGCCACUUGGCUGAUGCCCCAUCUCAUGCUGUUAUGACACGACUGGAUAGGAGAGAAAAGGUUCUCAAAUUGCUGAAGAGUGAGCAGGUGAAACAUGGUCAUGGUGGAUCUGAGGAAAGUAUCUUCGCCAUGUUCGACUCAGUAGCAUUUUCUGGGAAGAACCUCCUAUUUAAAGACUCCACUCAAUGUCUCAUUGAAGUCCCCGACAGUGACUACAAAAAGUAUCUGGGUGACAGUUACAUUAAAAUAGUGGAAGGACUCCAGUCCUGUGAACCCCUUGAGCUCCUGGAAGCUUGUUCCUUUAAAACCUCCUUCUCCAAGAAGCAGAAAAUUCCCAGGUUCUCUUUGCCGAUUGAAGUUGGUGUAGUAGAGAUUGCCUCUUACCUUCACCAGUCUUUCAACAUGUGGGGCAGGAUGAGGCUACUGUUCAUGGCUUUAGUCUUGGGAAUUAUUGAUGGAACCACUGCAUCCGCUGGCGAUAAGUUACGUUGGUGCACCACCAGCGAGAAAGAACAGAUUAAGUGCAGCAACUGGACAUCGGUCAGCUGUGUCCAGGCUGACUCCGUGGAAGACUGCAUUCAGAAAGUUACAUUGGCUGAAGCUGAUGCUGUUGUUCUGCACAGUGCAAGAAUGCUUGCUGCAGAAAAGUGUGGUCUGGUCCCAGUCAUGACUGAAUAUUAUAACAAAGACUAUCUUGAACCCUGCAGGGACCCAGCAGCACACACAGAGCCUUUUGUAUAUAUAGUGGCUGUUGUGAAGGAUCAAACUUUGACCUGGGACACCCUGAAAGGCAAGAAAUCAUGCUACACAGCUCUUAACCGAACUGGUUGGAAUAUUCCAAUGGGGUGGUUGAUUGCCCAGGACAAAAUCAAAAACUGCAGCCUUUACAACUCAACAUUUUUCAGUGAAAGCUGUGCUGCAGGGGCAGAUCCAGACUCCAAACUGUGCUCUUUGUGCGCUGGUGAUGAGAAUUCAACCCCUCCUGGAAAAGACAAGUGUGCCUUCAGCGACAAUGAAAUUUACUGGGGCUUCAAUGGUGCUUUCAGGUGCCUGGUGGAGAAGGGGGAUGUUACUUUCAUCAAAGAUACAACUGUCUUUGACAACGCUGAUGGUAAUUCACAAGAGGAGUGGGCUACGGGUCUCAGGUCCAGUGAUUUUAAGCUGCUGUGCUUAAAUGGCACUCAGGCUCCAGUAACAGAUUAUAAGACGUGCCACUUGGCUCAAGUACCAGCUCGAGCAGUUGCAUCCCGUGCUGAGUCAAGGCGUCAAGUCCUGCAGUUUUUAAAGGACCAGCAACUCAAAUAUGGCCGAGGUGGAUCUGAGGAGGACCAGUUUGCAAUGUUUGAUUCGACCAAGUUUCAUGGCAAGGGUCUCUUGUUUUCGGAUGCGACUCAGUGUCUGAUUGAAGUGCCCACUGCAAGUUUUAACCAAUUACUGGGUGAAGGGUACACCACAGCGAUGGAAGGACUCUACACCUGUGAACCACCUGAUUUCCCCGAAAUCUAUCACCUUGGCCGUUGCCAGGUCCCGCAUUAAGUCGGCUAUGAUUUCCGCAUUGACCUUGCUAUCUCAUCGUUCUUCCCUCUCUCUGGGCCAAUAUCAGCCUCAGUUCAGUGAUAGCCCCUCUAUUUCCAGCUGAAUUAUUUGUACGUACUGACUUGCUAUCCCUCCAUUGUUAAAGAAACAUAACCUUCGUCAAGAGUUUUAAUCCAUUCAAACUGUUGUUGUGAGGUUCAGCAAAUGUGGGAAGGCGCACAGCCGGGAACAUCAAAUGCAAGGAGACACAGUUGAUUCAUACUUUAUGCCAAACCAUGUAUUCAAACCCAGUCCAGCUAUUAGAAUGACAUCUCCUCUGGUUGGCAGUUGCUGAAUUAUGACUCAGUCACAGUAUUAUACCUUUAAAUUGCUUCAAUAAAGAACCAUCAAAAACACCAA